This is a messenger RNA of Spodoptera exigua (beet armyworm), 1317 nucleotides long. NCBI's taxonomy places the organism in Eukaryota, Metazoa, Arthropoda, Insecta, Lepidoptera, Noctuidae. The record is from the annotation of a GenBank genome assembly.
CAUAAACAUUAAUUAGUCAAAAUGAAGUGGUUCGUGCUAAUUGGGAUCCUCUCGGUAGCUUUUGCAAAGCACGAGAUGUAUAAAGGAUGGAAAUCCUAUUACAUCGGAGUCUCCAGCGUCGACCAGUCCAAAGCCCUAGGACCUUUGAUACAGAAGUUUGAGCUGGACUUCCUAAGCCACCCUGCCGAGGGCCGCGAGGGUGUGGUGCUGGUGAAGCCACAGCAUCAGGCUGCCUUUGUACAGGAGUUGGAAGCUGAAGGUAUCGCCUACAGGAUCCACGCUGAUGAUGUGAAGGAAAAACUGGACUUCGAUGACCAGCUCAUAGAAGCACAAAGGCGAUCUACAAUGUCGAGGAACGGAGGCCGUCAGCUGCCUUAUGACAACUAUCAGGAACUCGAAGUGAUCGAAGAUUACCUGGACUACAUUGGAGAAACAUACCCGGGCGUUGCAACAGUAGUCACCGGAGGACAUUCCUUCAACAAUCACCCAAUUAAAUACGUUAAAAUCUCCACAACGAAUUUUGAAGAUGAGACCAAACCGAUAAUCGUUAUUGAUGGGACAAUCCACGCUAGGGAAUGGAUCACCCCUCCCACAGUAACUUGGGCUAUACAUAAGCUGGUGGAAAAUGUCACCGAACCUGACCUCUUGGAAAGAUUCGACUGGAUCCUGGUGCCUGUUAUCAAUCCUGAUGGGUACAAGUAUACUUUUGAUAAGGAACGGUUUUGGCGCAAAACCAGAUCUUUUGACACCCAUCCACUCAGCCUCAUCUGUCGAGGAGUAGACGCGAACAGGAACUUUGAUUUCGUUUUCAACACAGUCGGAACUGACUGGAGCCCUUGUGGGGAGACUUACCCAGGCACCCAUGCCUUCUCCCAGCCAGAAACCAGAGUCAUCAGGGACAUUUUACAUGAAAACUUGGCUCGGAUCGCUCUGUAUAUCAACCUCCACAGUUUCGGAAGUAUGAUCAUGUAUCCGUGGGGCCACGACGGAUCCCUGUCACAGAAUGCUCUUGGUCUUCACACAGUGGGCAUCGCUAUGGCCAAUGCUAUCCAAAAUAAAGCCUUACCACACUUCCCAAAGUAUAUAGUUGGUAAUACUGGGCUGGUUGUACAGUAUUUUUCCGCUGGUGCGGCUUCGGAUUACGCUCAUUACAUUGGCGUGCCAUUAGCCUACGGCUUUGAGUUACCUGGCCUUGAAGAGAGUUACGCUGGAUUCCAUUUGGACCCUAAAUACAUUGGACAGGUUUGCCAAGAAACGUGGGAGGGUUUCGUCGUGGGCGCAAGACGAGCUGGUGACUUGUUUCCAAAUAAAAAAUGA